AUGUCGUCCUCGGGCCCCGGGAGCGGCGCAGGCAUGGGAAAGCUGCAGCCCACGCAGAAGAACGAAGCAGACCCGGCACAAACAUCCAAAACUGCCACGAGCCAACCGCCAGCGAUGCUAGAGGAGGACGAUGAAUUCGAGGACUUUCCUGUUGAAGGCGAGGGCCUUCCAUCUAUAUACAAACCAACACGGGAAGAACUGAAAAAGGUCGAGGCGACAAAGUCAUAA
This is a messenger RNA of Exophiala oligosperma, 228 nucleotides long. RefSeq lists its product as uncharacterized. NCBI's taxonomy places the organism in Eukaryota, Fungi, Ascomycota, Eurotiomycetes, Chaetothyriales, Herpotrichiellaceae. Bases 1 to 228 code for a protein of 75 amino acids. The transcript has 2 exons. The record is from RefSeq and is a predicted model, not a curated record.